AUGAUGUCGUUCAAACAACUAAUCAAGUAUUUUGUGAUACUAUCGACGAUAUUGAUUGCUUUAGACUUAUUUAUGUGUCAAAUGUUCCCAAUGUUUCGCAGAAGAGGCGAAGAAGAUAGAAGAGGAGUUACACUCGACGACGAGAGAAUGCACGAAUCAAGAAAUAGAAGCUUUUCAUGUGGACUUUACUACUCCAAUUGGUCUGCUUAUGAACCUAGAUUGCAUUUUCCACAUGAAAUCAAUUUUGAUCAUAUUUCACACGUUUAUUAUGCCUUUUUCCUGGUUGAUGGUAAGAAUGGUAAAUUGGUUUCAGGUGAUAAAUGGGCUGAUUUCCAAAGACCUAUAUUGAAGAAUAAUAAAUUGGUAAAGGGAAAUGUUGGUGAAUUAUUUGACUUAAAGAUGAAAAACAGAGUGAAGUGUAUUAUGUGCAUUGGCGGGUGGUCAAAUAGAGAGGCUUGGCAUAUUUUUAGCACUGACCCGAGUAAAAUAGAGUCCUUUACUGAGCAAGCUGUGAAGAUGAUGUUCGAAUAUGGGUUCGAUGGUAUUGAUUUGGAUUGGGAGUAUCCUGAAGAUGAUGGCAUUGAACCUCAGCUUUAUUUAGAAAUCAUGCGUAGAAUCAAACAUCAUAUGAACAAACUAGAAUCUGAGAUAUUCAAGGACACUUCAGCCACGACAUCUUACUUCGAACUGUCAGUUGCUACACCUGCUUUCAAGGACAAACUUGAAAUAUUCCCUCUAAAGGAGAUGGAUACCGUCAUAGAUUACUGGAAUAUGAUGACCUAUGAUUAUUAUGGAGAGUGGUCUGAACGAACGGGUUAUCAUAGUAAUCUAUAUGACGGUUCGAAAGGAAGCACCACAAUCGAAUCAGUCUUAAGACAUGGCAUGAGUGAAGUGGAAGGUUUGAAUGGGGACUAUGCCGUCAAAUAUAUGAUUAAUCAAGGUAUCAAGAAAGAUAAAAUUAUCCUUGGAAUGGCAGCAUAUGGAAGAGGUUUCACAAAUGUUGACGUUCCCACACCAAGACCAAAUGAAUCCCCGAGAUAUAUAGGUAGAACAUUUGACGGUGUUGGAGGAGCCUCUGAAGGAGAACCUGGGAUGUGGAGGUACGACCAAUUACCAAUACCAGGAACUGUGGAACAGUUUGAUCCGAGAUAUGUUUCAGGAUAUUGUUUCGAACCAACGACCGGAACCUUCGUUGGAUACGACACCAUUGAUUCUGUACGAGUCAAGACUCAGUAUAUUAAAAUGAAGGACAUUGGAGGAGGCUUCUGGUGGGAAUCGUGUGGUGAUACACAUAAGAAUCCAGAAAGAUCCUUAGUAAAUGCCUACGUUAAAGAAUUGGGGAGAGAUAAUAUUAAAAAACCUGAAAGUAUAUACAAGAACCUGCACUGUGUCUCACAUUACAAACAAUCUUUCCAUGGUAAAGGAUUCCUAAGCAAAUAUUUGAAAGAAUACGAGAAAAAUGAGUUUCAAUAG
Molecule: messenger RNA, 1473 nt
Organism: Kazachstania africana CBS 2517
Lineage: Eukaryota; Fungi; Ascomycota; Saccharomycetes; Saccharomycetales; Saccharomycetaceae
Gene: CTS2
Product: putative chitinase
Exons: 1
Coding region: 1-1473 (490 amino acids)
Biological process (GO): chitin catabolic process; carbohydrate metabolic process
Cellular component (GO): extracellular region
Molecular function (GO): chitinase activity; chitin binding
Source: RefSeq, a predicted model, not a curated record